AUGGUCAGUCGGGUGGUGAUGCCGAUGAGGGGCGACGGAGGGGGCGACGGGAGGGGCGCCGAGGGCGCCCGACCGGUGAGCACCGGAUCGGGGGUCGCGGCUAGGCCUCACGUCGGUGGCCGCUUCUGGGCAUUGGCCGGUGCCGACGAGGAUGACGCAGACGGGGAAGAGGAUCCAGAGGCCACUCCACCAACGCCCACUCCAUCGGACCUCUUCUGCGAGUUCUUCAAUGCGGGAUACGACGAGGACGACGUAGCCUCGACGGUGGAUCGGGUCUUGCCGGUGGAGGAUCAGGCAAGGGUUGGCCUUCAUGCGAGCGAGAGGACGGAGAUGGUUAGACGCGUAGUGCAUCGGCGAACGGCGGCGACGACACUCCGGCCAUGGAAGGGUCCCCUUCCCAAGGUUCUAUUCCGAGCUACGGCUUUGAUCCGUUUGUGGUCGUCACUCACUCCGAUGGAGGCCAGGGAGUAUUUGGUUACUGGGUCUACCCGAUGGGAGAUGGCUGCUCGGGUUAUCUUCAACCGGUUUGGAUGGCAGUCAUGUAAUAGGAUAGGCAAUUAGUUUUCCUAUCUUCUUUAGCCAGCCGGUUGUGGCAUUUUAUUUCUGGCUAGUCUGUGUGUCGAUAUGGGCUGCAUUUUCUUUGUUUGAUUUUGAGACUAUGGAACCUUGUAUGCACACUUUGCUGCUUUGGUUAAUAAGAGGGCCGUAUGCAUCAUUCUUGAUGCAGAGGCCGGGGUACCCCCUUUUCGAAAAAAAAA
Messenger RNA from Triticum aestivum (bread wheat), 758 nucleotides. RefSeq lists its product as uncharacterized. The record is from RefSeq and is a predicted model, not a curated record. The coding region runs from base 1 to 561 and encodes 186 amino acids. The transcript has 2 exons. Lineage: Eukaryota; Viridiplantae; Streptophyta; Magnoliopsida; Poales; Poaceae.